Messenger RNA from Vitis vinifera (wine grape), 808 nucleotides. Its product is annotated as glycine-rich cell wall structural protein 1. The transcript has a single exon. NCBI's taxonomy places the organism in Eukaryota, Viridiplantae, Streptophyta, Magnoliopsida, Vitales, Vitaceae. The record is from RefSeq and is a predicted model, not a curated record. The coding region runs from base 52 to 597 and encodes 181 amino acids.
GUGUGUGUGUGCGUGAGAGAGAGAGAGAGAGAGAGAGAGAGUGGGAGAGAGAUGGCAAGUUGGUGCGUCAUGUUGAUACUUGCUUUGGCAGUGGUGCAUGCAACUGCUCGUAAGGUACCAAACGACCAAGCAGUGUUGGAUGCUCAUGUACCAAAGGUUGGCACACCCAAAGGGGCUGCCGUUGGAGACAAAAAGAAUUUUAUCACGUACGGUGGGGUUGGCGGCUUUGCUGGUGUCGGUGGCUAUGCUGGAGUCGCCGGGGUGCUACCGGUCGGUGGCGUGGGAGGAGUUGGUGGACUUGGUGGUGCUGGUGGUGCAGGAGGCCUUGGUGGGCUAGGAGGAGUGGGUGGGUUGGGCGGUGCUGGUGGGGUCGGUGGGUUGGGCGGUGCUGGUGGCGUAGGCGGGUUGGGCGGUGCUGGUGGCUUAGGUGGUUUGGGCGGUGCCGGUGGCUUAGGUGGUUUGGGCGGUGCAGGUGGCUUAGGUGGUGGUGCUGGUGCUGGUGCCGGUGGCGGAGUUGGUGGUGUUGGGGGCGUUGGUGGGGCCGCUGGUGGCGGAGUGGGUGGUGGAGCUGGCGGUGGCAUCCUACCAUGCCCUUGAAUUGGUGCAAUGCAAGAUGUUUAGGUGUUUGUUGUUGUGUUUAAGGUUAGUCACUAAUUAAUUAGUGGUAUGUUUUUCCCUUGUUUUUUUGGUUCAGUCAAAGCCUCAAAGGUGGUUGUAGCUCUCUAUGAAAACUUGCUCCUAAGCUGUUUUCUUUCUGUUCUAUCUGGUCAAGUUUUCUCUUUUCGUUGCUAAAAAUAUUUGUGCUCAA